Molecule: messenger RNA, 327 nt
Organism: Aspergillus puulaauensis
Lineage: Eukaryota; Fungi; Ascomycota; Eurotiomycetes; Eurotiales; Aspergillaceae
Exons: 1
Coding region: 1-327 (108 amino acids)
Source: RefSeq, a predicted model, not a curated record
AUGGCAAAUCCUCGAAUUUCGCGUCAGUUCCAAGUGCACGUCAAACUGCUUGAACCUGUAUGCUCCAAGGUUACACAGGCAUAUACCUACAAAGAAUGGAUGGAGAAUAAUUGCUUUCCUGGCGUAUACGCAUCUUUGCAUCAUAAAGAAGAAAAGCUCGUCUCUGUUGGUAUCAUCUCAAAUGCAAAAACACAGAGGAUAGUGACCUCAGCAACAGUGAAUAAUGGAGCUCAUGCGAGUUGUGCUUCCUCUCUUCUCCUACAACUGGCUAGUGUCGUCGCCAUGUCGUCUUCUCAAGCCAAACACACAAACACUGUUGAGAUAUGA